AUGGCAAAAAUAGAACAGGGAAAUCAAACAGCCAUCACAGAAUUCAUCCUCCUGGGAUUUGGGAGUCAUCCUGAACUGCGUGUUCUUCUCUUCCUGCUGUUUCUAGUGAUCUACAUUCUCACUGUGGCUGGGAACAUCCUAAUCAUUGCGCUAGUUGAGGCUGAUCCACACCUGCAUACCCCCAUGUACUUCUUCCUGGGGAACUUGUCCUGCUUGGAGACCUGCUACACUUCCACCAUCCUGCCUAGGAUGAUGGCCAGUUUCCUGACAAAUGAAUAUGUUGUUUCAGUAAAUGGCUGUUUCUUGCAAUAUUAUUUCUUUACCUGGCUAGCAGGAUCUGAGUGUUGUCUCUUGUCUGUCAUGUCUUACGAUAGAUAUAUAGCGAUAUGCAAACCACUGCAUUAUGCAACUCUUAUGAAUGGCAAAUUCUGCCUCCAGCUAGCAGCAGGGUCUUGGAUCAAUGGGAUGGUGGCUAGUGCUAUAGUAACAUCUUUGAUGUCACGUUUAAUCUUCUGUGGCCCCAAUGAAAUUGACCAUUUCUUUUCUGAUUUCACCCCAGUGACUAAACUCUCCUGCAGUGACACCCGCCCAAUCGAACUAGUCACUUUUGUCCUGGCCUCCAUAUUCACCCUGCCCCCAUUUCUAUUGACUCUCAUCUCCUACGUUUGCAUCAUCAUCACCAUCCUGAGAAUUCCGUCUACCACCGGGAGGCAAAAAGCAUUUUCCACCUGCUCCUCCCUCCUCAUUGUGGUGACCAUUUUCUAUGGGACCCUGAAUAUUGUGUACCUGUCUCCAAAACCCCCCACCCUGAGAGACCUGAACAAAGUCUUCUGCAUCUUCUACACAGUCCUGACUCCUCUAGUCAACCCCAUCAUCUACAGCCUGAGAAAUAAAAAUGUCAAGGAGGCUUUGGCGCACGUUAGGAGUGAGUGUGUGGCCUUGACAAGAGAUCAGAGAAUCCAUGCUAAUUUUUAA
This is a messenger RNA of Emys orbicularis (European pond turtle), 975 nucleotides long. RefSeq names its product olfactory receptor 10A7-like. NCBI's taxonomy places the organism in Eukaryota, Metazoa, Chordata, Testudines, Emydidae. The coding region runs from base 1 to 975 and encodes 324 amino acids. The transcript has a single exon. Gene Ontology annotation, biological process: G protein-coupled receptor signaling pathway. Gene Ontology annotation, cellular component: membrane. Gene Ontology annotation, molecular function: odorant binding; olfactory receptor activity; G protein-coupled receptor activity. The record is from RefSeq and is a predicted model, not a curated record.